Messenger RNA from Cyprinodon tularosa, 2660 nucleotides. RefSeq names its product RPA-related protein RADX. The record is from RefSeq and is a predicted model, not a curated record. Gene Ontology annotation, biological process: regulation of DNA repair. Bases 85 to 2526 code for a protein of 813 amino acids. Gene Ontology annotation, cellular component: replication fork. Gene Ontology annotation, molecular function: single-stranded DNA binding. The transcript has 16 exons. Lineage: Eukaryota; Metazoa; Chordata; Actinopteri; Cyprinodontiformes; Cyprinodontidae.
GAACCAGUCCCUCUAUCUCUGCCUUCAUCCCAGCAGCUUCUAGCCUACAUUACCCAUAAUGCACCUCACUUAGCCCGGGCUAACAUGGCGGUGGACGGCUGCAUCCUGCAUAGGACCCUGUCCCGGUCCAUACCAGCUCCGAACCAGGCGUCCUCGUCCUCCCCCGUGGUCUGCAGGGAGUCUCUGUACGUUGUGGACGUCCGGCGCUACAGCAGAGACCAGGCGUCCGCCGUCUACUUUCCGCAGGCCGUCCUGAGUGGUGAGGACCUGUAUGACGUCACGCUGACGGACGGGGACUGCCGCCUCCAGGUGACUCUGGACCCCGGGCUGAACCGGCUGGUGGAGAGGCGGGUUCUGAAGCCCGGGUCAGCGCUCUGUAACGCCACCUUCAGCGCCGCGCUGAGCGCCCAGCUCCCAGAAUGCCCUGGGGCGUCAGAAGGCAGAGACAGCUACAGACUGGUGAGCCUGCAGGUCAGAGACCCCGAUGAGGAGGAGGAGGGAGGAGUCAGGAGGUCCGGGGUGGACUGGGACUCUCUGCCCUGGUUCCGAUCAUCAGGACCAGCAGGUGAGACCAGAAGCAGCAGCAGAACCAUCAGUCCUGUCCUGUCAGCUGAUUGGUUCCCGGGUCCCUCAGGUGUCCUGGUUCCGCUCAGAGCCAACAGGAGCGUCUUCCUCCCCCUGUGGAACAGUGUGGACCCCAGCGGCGAGGCCUGGACGGAGGCUCCGCCCCCUGAGGACAGCCCGGAGGAUGAGGAGGAGGAAGGGCGACAGCCGUCUGUGACCGUGUCUGAGCUGAGGGACGGCUUCCUGUCCGGUCGCCGUGGAGUCUCCAGAGGCGCCAUGCAGCUUCAGCUGAUUGUUCGCAUCACGGCCAAGUCUCACCUGAUGUACUACGGAAGGACGGACAGGAACUGUGAAUGUCCAUAUAAGGCUGUGCUACAGGCGUGCGACUGGACAGGAAGUGUGUGUCUGGUUCUAUGGAACAGCAUGUGUGUCAGCUGGUACCGCCGUCUGAAGCCCGGUGACAUCAUCAGCCUGAGACGCUACCGGGUCAAACAGCACUACCAGGCGGAGGCCGAUGACAUCGAAAUCAGUGUGAACAGCAGGAAUCCUGCAGCUCAGAUAUCCAUCCUCCAUGACGCCUCGGUUGCCCCUGACUACCUGCCCCCCGCCCCGUCCUACAGCUUCUACAGCAGUCAGGAGCUCCUGGACCGUCCUCAGGGGACCCUGUGUGAUGUCAUCGGCCUGCUGACCUUCACUGGGCGCUCGGAGCGAGUUAGGAGUAAAGAUGGCCGAGGGGCGGGGCUUCUGGAGUAUCGCUGGCUCCGAUUGGAGGACGGCAGCAGUGAUAAACCAAUAAUGGUGAAGCUCUUCUCCACCUCUCAGCCUGAGACACACCUGAAGCUCCACCCGAUGUCUGUGGUCGUCUGUACUCGGCUGAAGUCCGUCACCUCUCACCCCGCCUCUCUCUAUCUGACCAACACCACCUUCACUCAGGUGUACUGCACAGGCCUGGGCCACCACUCCCAGAUGAGCUACCGUAAGCUGCAGAAGGUCCGAGGCUUCCUGCGGUGGCUGAGGAGUCAAGACGACCAGCAGGUGAUGAGCAGGGCUCUGAUUGGAGGAUUCUUCACCUACCCGCCUCCUGUCGUCUCCCUGGAAACGUUCAUGAAGGAGAGGAGGGGCGAGCUGAGCUUGCUGCAGGGGGCGGAGCUUCAGACGGAGCUGGAGAGGCUCUGUUACCGAGAGCGACGCACCUUCUGCCUUCAGGCGACCGUUUCCAUGGUGACCUACAGAGGAGAGGAGGACCGCUGUCUCUUCUGGAGGGACAGACCUUCAUCCUCCUCCUCCUCUCCCGCCUCCUUCAGAACUCCCUCCUCCUCCUUCUCUCCCACCUCCCCGUCCUCGGCUGCCAGUCUGUCCACCCCUCGUCCUGCAGACCUCCGCUCGCCACGGACGUCCAGGAAGAGGAGGAGGCUCCCCCUGGAGACGCCCAGCAAGAGGCGUCCUCUGCCUUCCGUCCCGCCAGAGGACAACAACAGGACAGUCAUCCUGUUUGAAGCCUCCAUGGAGUUUCUAGAAAACGCCGCUGAUGAAGACGAGGAGGAGGAUGAUGAUGACUGUUCGUCCUUCUGCACCGCCCCCCUACCCCCGAUGGUCCCAGCUGUCGCCAUGGAAACCCUCCCACUGCACUUCGAUUACGAUCGCAGGGAGGAACAGGUGGCUGCCAUAUCGAUGGGAGGCGGGGCCGGAGCGCAGAGCUUUGGCUCCGCCCCCAUGGAUUACUACACCAUCAGACUGAAAGGUAGACCCACGCCGAGAGGGGAGGAGGGGGAGCUGUGUCUCAGGGUUGUCAUGGUUACCUGUGGUUGUCCCCUCAGCUCUGUCAGAUGGCGUGCUCAUGGAUGCAGUCUUCCUCCCUCGCCUCUCCUCCUCCUCCUCCCUGCUCCGUCACGCCAACACCUGGACCUCCAUCCUGUCCCACGGAGCCUUCUCUCCACACACACCGCCGCCGUCUCCAGCUGACCUCAUCGCCAUGGCGCCGCAGCUGGCCAAUCAGAGGCUGGUUUGCGUCCUGGAGGCGUGUCACCUGGGCGGAGCCAGGACGGAGCUGGUACUGACUCGAGGCUUCCACCUGAAGGACUAAUUUAUUUAUUUAC